Heterotrigona itama is the source of this 1109-nucleotide messenger RNA. The record is from the annotation of a GenBank genome assembly. NCBI's taxonomy places the organism in Eukaryota, Metazoa, Arthropoda, Insecta, Hymenoptera, Apidae.
AUGUGUUCUAUCCAUGAUCAAGCGUUUUUGCAAAUUUUACAAGAAGAGAGAGACAUUACAAACUUUUUAGAUGCAUUUUUUGGAUUUUUGUACAGAUGGUAAGUAAAUGUAUCGUAAUGAAAAUGUACAUAUCAUUUUCAUAACGUUCAAAGUUUGUUGUAAUUUGAUUGCAGUACAGAUUUUUAUGUUGAAUCCGGGUUAGACCAAAAACUUGGAUUUCCAGUUGGUACGAUAGAAAAUCUUGUUUUGCAUAGUUUUCAAAAAUGGAAGAAUAUCUCCAAAUUUCCCAGUGGUACAGAUUCUCUAAUCACGCAGGAUAUUAUCAUCCAAAAUAGCGAUAAGGAACAAGAUGAAUCAAUGACCAUAGAAGAAGAUAUUCCACAAGUUGACCACGAAGUAGAAAUUGAAACGUACAGAGAAAGCACAAAUCAAUAUGGUCAUUUAAUUCACAGAGAUAGGUCAUCUGACAGUUACAAUGGUGCAGUGAGGGAAAAUUAUACUUGGUCACAAACUAUUAGUGAUAUAGAUGUGCUGGUAAAACUACCUAAUUGCAUAAAAACGACAAAAGACUUGAGAGUUCACAUUGAUUCGAAAGAAAUUAAGAUAGAAGCAAGGACAUCGAGAGUCGAACAAAAUCAGGACGUAGAGGAAUGUCGGUAUUUUGUAUGGACUACAAUCUUUAAGGGGGAAUUGUGCUUUAAAGUUCGAAAAGAUGAGUCAGUAUGGAGCAUAGUGCCUGAACAACAUAUUAAUAUUCAUCUUGAAAAAGCUUCAGAGAGAUGGUGGGAAUCAUUGAUCGUCGGUGAACCAAAAAUUGAUUUAACUAAAAUAGACUGUUCGAGAAAUUUGGAUGAAAUGGCAGUGGAAGAACAAAUGAAAGUACAAGAAUUAAUGUGGAACCAUCAGCAGAAGCUUCUGGGUAAACCAACUAGCGAACAGAUUGUAAGUGUGUGCGAGAGGUUAUGAAACUUACGCGUUUAAGAAUAAAUUUUUAAUACAAACACCUUUGCGUGCAGAAAAUGGAAAAGAUACUGAAGAAAGCUUGGGACGCGAAAGGAUCUCCAUUCGAGGGCACAUCAUAUGACCCUUCAUUAAUAAACUUCAAUUAA